UAAUUAUAAGAUUACACAUUGUGUACAUAAUAAUAAUUAGAGAGAGAAUUUGAUCAAAAAUUAAAGAGAGAAAGAAAGGUGAAGGUGAAGGUGAAGGUGUUAUGGAGAAGAACAUAGUUUUGGCAGUAUUGUUUUUGUACUUGUUCUCAACAUGUCAUGCUAUAUGGAUCAAUUUACCUGUUUCAGGAACCAAAUGUGUUUCUGAAGAAAUUCAGAAUAACGUUGUUGUUUUGGCUGAUUAUAUUGUCUUACCGACUGAUCGAUCAAACCAACCCACCUUAUCUGUCAAGGUGACCUCACCAUAUGGAAACAAUAUUCAUCAUAAUGAGAAUGUUACAGUUGGUAAUUUCGCCUUUACAACUUCAGAGAGUGGGAACUACAUUGCAUGCUUCUGGGUUGCUCAGAAUCAUGGAGGUGGUAAUGUUAGUAUGAACCUUGAUUGGAAAAUUGGAGUUGCAGCUAAGGAUUGGGAUUCGGUUGCUAGAAAAGAGAAAAUUGAGGGAGUAGAGCUUGAGUUGAGAAAGCUAGAGGGAUCAGUGGAGGCUAUCCAUGAGAAUUUGAUACGUCUUAAGGACAGGGAAGCAGGGAUGAGGACAGUGAGUGAAUCAACAAAUGCAAGAGUGGCAUGGUUUAGUUUUAUGUCUUUGGGUAUUUGCAUUGCAGUUUCAGUUUUGCAGUUGUGGCAUUUGAAAAGAUACUUCCAGAAGAAGAAGCUUAUUUAGAUGCUACUAGUACUAGUGUUUGUUAUAUUUUAAAGAUGGAAUUUUAUGACUUUUAACAUUUUAUAAACCUUUACUUAUUCUCUAGUAGCCAAAAAAAAAUAUCCACUUGCAUUUGCAAGUUUCCAA
Messenger RNA from Medicago truncatula (barrel medic), 848 nucleotides. Its product is annotated as transmembrane emp24 domain-containing protein p24delta3. The coding region runs from base 102 to 722 and encodes 206 amino acids. The record is from RefSeq and is a predicted model, not a curated record. The transcript has 4 exons. NCBI's taxonomy places the organism in Eukaryota, Viridiplantae, Streptophyta, Magnoliopsida, Fabales, Fabaceae.